AUGGCUUUUAGGAAUAAUGCAAAUGACAACACUCCUCAUAUGUAUAAUAGGGGAAAAAAUUCUAUAUUUGUUGGAAAUAUUUCAUAUGAAGUUUCUGAGGAUACAAUAAAAUCCAUUUUUUCACAGGUUGGACCAAUUAUUCAUAUGAAAAUGGUAUAUGAUCGUGAAACAGGUCGUCCUCGUGGGUAUGGUUUUAUUGAGUAUGCUGAUGUUCAGACAGCAGAAACUGCUAUAAGAAAUUUAAACCAAUAUGAUUUGAAUGGUAGAAAAUUGAGAGUUGACUCAGCAGUUCAAGAUAAGGAAGAAGAAGAAGGAAAUGGGGGACAAGAUCAACCUCAACAACAAACACAACCAGUUAAUCAAACUCAGGGACAAUUUAAUUCUCCAUCAACGACAACAAAUGAUAGUCAGGGAAAAACUAAUAUUGCUGAAGAUUCUACAUUUCCAAGUACGGUUGUUGAACCGGGUAAAGAGACAGAACACAUUGCAUCAGUUGUUUCAUCAAUGUCACCAGAAGCUAUAAUAAAGGUUUUAAAAGAUAUGAAAGAAUGUGCUAAAAAUUGCCCAGGAGAAACGAGAAUGUUACUUGCACAUAAUCCACAAUUGGCUUAUGCUUUGUUACAAAUGCAAGUUGCUAUCGGAACAAUAAAUGUUGAGGAGGCUAAAAGUAUGAUUCAUCCUGAUAUCAUAUCAAAACCUUUCCAUAAAAUAGGAAAUGAUGUGAAUAUGGAUGUCGAUCACAAAUUAUAUCAUGAUAAUCGUAAUAUACCUUCUCCUAUGGGUAUGCCAAGUAGAAGACCAAUAUUAGGUCCACCACAAAAUUAUUAUCAGCAACCUUCAUCAAUAAUAGGAAAUUCACAACAGUCAAAUCCUCGUAGACAACCAUUACAACCAUUUCCAGUUACUUCGAUUCCACCUCAACAAUCAUCAAUGUCACCAGAAAGGCAGUCAAAAGAAGAUGAAUUGGAUGCAGAAAGUUUAAUGCAAUUAUUAAAUCUUACAGAUGAACAAAUAGAUGCAUUAAGUCCUGAGGACAAACAAAAAGUGAUAAGGCUUAAAAAUGAACUAAAGAAUAUGUAG
This is a messenger RNA of Strongyloides ratti, 1080 nucleotides long. RefSeq names its product Cleavage stimulation factor 64 kilodalton subunit. Gene Ontology annotation, molecular function: mRNA binding. The transcript is spliced from 3 exons. Gene Ontology annotation, biological process: mRNA 3'-end processing. NCBI's taxonomy places the organism in Eukaryota, Metazoa, Nematoda, Chromadorea, Rhabditida, Strongyloididae. The record is from RefSeq and is a predicted model, not a curated record. Bases 1 to 1080 code for a protein of 359 amino acids. Gene Ontology annotation, cellular component: mRNA cleavage and polyadenylation specificity factor complex.